CUCGGGAGGCUGAGGCAGGAGAAUCCCUUGAACCCAGGAGGCGGAGGUUGCAGUGAGCUGAGAUUGCGCCAUUGCACUCCAGCCUGGGCAACAAGAGUGAAACACCGUCUCAAAAAGAAAAGAAAAUGCCCACAGGAUGAAAGACUGAAGCUGCCUCUGGGUACACGGGGCAGGAGAUUUGGGGUUCCCUCUGCGCUGAGAACCCCUUCUACUCAGGAUGAGCCGGUGUAGGUAGCCACCACCAUGACCUUGGGCCCUGCCCCUGGUCCUGUCUCCCAGAGCCUGGCUGUGCCUUCUAGCAUCCCCUCCCCCACAGAAGCUGGCAGGGAUUGGCCGGAACUUGGCUUUGAGUCACAAAGCUGCCACGCCACCAGGACCCCAAGACUGGCUGUUCAUUCAGACCGCUGGGUUCAGCUUCAGGGGCAGAGCCAGCCCGGGGCAGUGUUGCUGCGCGUUGCCUGGGGUGAAAGGCUGAAGGCUGCCUCUGCUUGCACACUGGCUUCUGAGAUUUCACCUUCUUCUCCUGCUUCUCCUCCAACUCUAUGACCCUUCAAGGCAGAGCUGACCUGCCCAGGAAUCAAGGCAAUGCAGUCGGCCGCCCAGUCCAGUUCAACAGCCAGUUGUCACCCAGUUGGGCAGUGUGUCCUCCAGCCCCCACCCACCCUAGCCUCCCGGAAACAAUGGAGAAAGCGACUCCACAGCCCCAGCACCAGGGCCCCACGUCCAAGGAGCAUCUUCUGCAGCAGCCUGCCCGAGCCGAGCCGGUGCCCCGCCACAUCCCACGCCUCCGGGCUGUGGUCGAGAGCCAGGCCUUCAGGAAAAUCCUAGUAGACGAGAUGGACAUGCUGCAUUCCCACGCGGCCACGCUCAUCCAAGCCAGCUGGAGGGGCUACCAGCUCCGGCAGAAGCUCAUUUCCCAGAUGAUGGCGGCCAAGGCCAUCCAGAAGGCCUGGCGGCGCUUCAGCACGAGACGCAUCCUUCACUCCAGGAAGCUGUCGGUGAAGAAAGCGAAGGCGGAGGAGGGGGACAUCCCUUAUCACGCCCCACAGCAGGUGCGCUUCCAGCAUCUGGAAGAGAACUGCCUUCUGUGCCCGCCUGUCAGGGUGAACAAGGAGACCCAGUUCCCGUCCUGUGACAAUCUGGUCCUCUGCAGGCCCCAGUCGACCCCGCUCCUGCAGAGCCCCGUGGCUCAGGGUGCCCCAGACCCCUGCAUGCAGGCUCCUCGUGCUGCCGGAGUCCCGGGGUUGGCCUUCCUGCCACACCAGAUGGUCACCAUCAGAUUUCCCUGCCCGGUGAAUCCGGGCGCAAAGUGCCAGCCGUGCCUGCUGACCAGAACCAUCAGAAGCACCUGCCUCGUCCACAUAGAGGGUGACUCAGUGAAGGCCAAACGUGUCACCGCCCGGACCAACAAAGCCGGGGCCGCAGAGACACCGCUCUCUGGAAGGUGUGGCCAGGCAGUUAUGGGACCACCCAGCACCCAAGCCCAGGGCCCUGUGGAAGCAGAGACCCUGAAAGCCCCCUUCCAGGUGUCCCCAGGGCCCAUGAUCACCACGACCCUGCUCUACACGUACCCAGUGGCCUCCAUGACCCUGCCACAGAUGUGUCCAGCGUCCACAGUGACCAAGACUCUACCCAAGACUAGCCGGGUUCCCAAAAUCACAACAACCAAGACCCCAGCCCCACCGUCUCCGCGGCCCGCAGUGACCAAAACUGCGCCUCAUGCAUGCCCCAUGCCCAUGGUGACAAAGCUCCAGGUGCACCCUGCAGCCUCUGGCACCCGCACCCCGCUGCAGAUGCGCCCCGCAACCGUCAUGGCCAAGAACCCACCUCAAGUGUGCCUUCUGGCUUCCAUCAUGAAGAGCCCGCCCCAGAUAUGCCCAGGGCCUUCCAUGGCAAAGACCCCGUCCCAGAUGCGCCAGGCGGCCGCCCCAGCCAAAAACCUGCUGCAGACAUGUCUGGCAGCCACCACGUCCAAGACUUCAUCCCGGACGAGUCCAGCUGGGGUGACGAAGCCCUCGCCCCAGACGCGUCUGGCAGCCAUCAUAACCAGGACCCCUGCCCAGUUACGCUCGGUGGCCACCAUCCUCGGGACCCUGUGUCUGGCCUCAGCAGCAGCGGGAAGCGUCAAGGCUCCACCCCCAGCGGCGGUUGCAGCGGGAAUUCCCAACACCCGGGGCUCCACCCAGGAGAAGCAGCCCAAGGCCAAGGCCGAGGUGAACGUGAAGCCGGCUGUGGAGGUGGUCAAAGCCUCAUCCCGCUCCUGUGUGGCUGAGGGGAAGAUCAGACGUGUGCCCCAACCACAUCCCGGAGCUGGGGUCCCCAGGGCUCUAGCUAAACUUCCUUUAGAAGCCGAGAAAAUCGAGACUGGCCCCCAGAGACAGGUGAAAAUAGACAUGGCACUUAAGACCAGUGUGGCAGUGGAGACAUCUGGGGCUCCAUCCUGGACAAACGCUGCAGAAGAAGGGGAUGACCCACCUCACCUGUUUGAGCCUAUAGAAGAAAUGGCUGUCACCCUGUCCCAGGAACAGCUGGCUGCCCCACUGACCAAUGCCUCAUCCCAGAGACAUCCACCCUGCCUGUCCCAGAGACAGCAGGCCUCCCCGCUGACCAAAGCCUCAUCUCAGGGACAUCUGCCCACCGAGCUGACCAAGACCCCGUCCCUGGACCACCUGGUCACCUGUCUGAGCAAGGUACAUUCCCAGACACAUCUGGCUGCAGGUGCCAUGAAGGUCCAAUCCCAAACACAUCUGUCCACCUGUCUGACCAAGACACAGUCCCAGGGGCAGCAGGUCACAGACAUAACCAAGUGCCUCAUCCCAGCGUACCAGGCUGCUGACCUCAGCAGCAAGACCCGUUCCCAGGUGCUCCUAACCAGGUCUAAGGGACCCAGCCAGGCCUGCCAGCACCUCAGUGCCCUCAGCGCUCCGCCCUGGGCCAAGCCGGAGGACAGAUGUACUCAGCUGCAGCCCCACAGCCAGGUGUCAGGGAAGACUACUCAGCAGGGACCAUGCCCAGCGGCCUCUGAGGUCCCGGGUAUGCUCGUGCCAUUGACGGCACCCACCGGACAUUCCACAUGCAGUGUUGAGUCCUGGGGGGACAGCGGGGCUGCAGGUGCCCAGCUGUCAAUGCCUGGCCAGGCGGUGCCCUGCCAGGAGGACACGGUGGGCUCCCUGCUGGCCUCUCUGUGUGCUGAACUGGCCACUGUCCUGGCAUCCCAGGAAGAUCUCCACAUUCUGUUGGCCAAAGCCCUCUCCCAGGGAGAAAUCUGGGCAGCUCUGAACCAAGCCCUGUCCAAGGAGGUCCUGGGUGCCGCUGUCACCAAAGCGCUGCCCCAGGGUGUGCUGAGCCUGGCGCUGGGGAAGGCGCUGUCCUGGAGUGAGCUGCGCCUGGCCCUGUCCCGGGGCGAGCUGCGGGUGGAACUCACCAAAGCCAUGCAGGGAAAAUUGGCGGAGGUGCUUAGCAAGGCUUUGACGGAGGAGGAGCGGGCAGCUCUGAGCCAGGCCCUGUGCCAGGGCAAGCUGGGUGCCAUCCUGAGCCAGUCUUUGUAUCAGGUGGCCCUGAGGACUGGAACCAUCCUCCCCAAAAUCAACAGUAAGCAGGCCACCUCAAAAUCAACAGGAAGCAGGGUGACUAAGACGCUGGCCCCGGCGGAGGUGGCCUGCAGGGGCAGUCCGUCAGCUGCGUGGGGGCCCUGCCUGGGCCCCAUGAGACCACAGGCCAGCAAGGGCCCCGUGGAUGCUGGUGUGGCUGGUGGCCAAUCGUGGAACCGCGCCAUAUCCAGUGCAGUGGUCAGGCCCAUGGACCGCGGCGUGGCUCGGGGCAGCGCGUGGGAGUCGGCCAGGGGUGCUGCGUCCUGGGAGACCCGGCGCCACAAGGCGGUGGUGCAUCCCAGGUGGUCUGGGCAGCCGAUGGUGUCCAUUCAGGCCACAGAGGAGAGCCUCAUCCUGGCAGUGGUCACGCUCCAGGCGGGCGCCCGUGGCUACCUGGUGCGUCGCAGGAUCCGGGUGUGGCACCAGAAGGCCGUGGUCAUCCAAGCUACUUGGCGCGGCUACCGUGUGCGGCAGAACCUGGCACUCCUCUACAGAGCCAUCACGAUCAUCCAGGCUGCCUGGCGCGGCUACUGCACCCGCCGGAACCUCGCCCGGCACCGGCAGAGGCUCCACCCCGUCCUGUGGGCGAAGCUGGGCGGCAAGGUCCGGGUCCCGUCUGACGGCAGCCACUUCCAGGAUGGCAGGGCCAGGGCCGUGUCGGACCAUCACUGCUUCCAGUCCUGCCAGCCACACGUGUGCAGUGUCUGCCACUCCCUGAGCUCCAAGAUCGGGAGCCCGGCCAGUGUGGUGAUGCUCGCGGGCUCCAGCCCUCGCAUCUGUCACACCUGCGGACACACCCAGCCCACCCGCGUGGUGCAGGGCAUGGGCCGGUUGGCCGGGGGCCCCGGGGCAGUGUCCUGGGCCUCCGUCUCCCAGCGGGCUAUCCUGAGCCCCAGGCAGCCACAUCACCAGGACAAAGCAGCCACAGCCAUCCAGUCCGCCUGGAGAGGCUUUAAGAUCCGAAGGCAGAUGAGGCAGCAGCAAGUGGCAGCGAAGAUAGUUCAAGCCACCUGGCGAGGCUACUACACCCGGAGGUGCCUGAAGAGCCCAGAAGCACUCCUGGGACCAGCAGGCCCCUGGGCCAGCUCACGGCACACACAUUGGCCCUGCCUCUAGCACCCUGGCUCCCUGCAGUGGGGACUUCGUGGGAGGCACAAGUGGCUCCCUGGGCCUAAUGAAUAAAGUCCUCCACAGCCUA
Molecule: messenger RNA, 4788 nt
Organism: Callithrix jacchus (white-tufted-ear marmoset)
Lineage: Eukaryota; Metazoa; Chordata; Mammalia; Primates; Cebidae
Gene: IQCN
Product: IQ motif containing N
Molecular function (GO): protein binding
Source: RefSeq, a predicted model, not a curated record